AUGGCCAUGGAGGAGGCGACGGCGACGGCGUUUGGCUUCCCGGCGGAGGUGCGGCCGGGGGCCACGCGGGUGGGCUGGAUCGGCAUCGGCGUCAUGGGCGGCGCCAUGGCCGCGCGCCUCCUCGCCGCCGGGUUCGCGGUGACCGCCUACGCGCGCACGCCGGCCUCCGUGGCCGCGGCCUCCGACGUGGUCUUCACCAUGGUCGGCAACCCCGGGGACGUCCGCUCCGUGGUCCUGGACGCAGCCUCGGGCGCCCUUGCGGGCCUCCGCCCCGGCGGCGUCCUCGUGGACUGCACGAGCUCGUCCCCCUCCCUCGCGCGCGAGGUCGCCGCGGCCGCGCGCGCCGCCGGCUGCCACGCCGUCGACUGCCCCGUCUCCGGCGGCGACGUCGGCGCCCGCGACGGCACGCUCGCCCUCCUCGCCGGCGGGGACGAGGCCGUGGUGGCCUGGCUCGCCCCGCUCUUCGCGCACCUCGGCCGGCCGACCUACAUGGGCCCGCCAGGCAGCGGGCAGAGCAGCAAGAUCGCGAACCAGAUCGCGGUGGCCGGCGCCGUGGUCGGCCUCGGCGAGUCCCUGGCCUUCGCCGGAGCCGCCGGGCUCGACGAGCGGCUGUUCCUCGGCGCGGUGUCCAAGGGCGCCGCGGGGUCGCGCGUGAUGGACAUCUUCGGGGAGCGCGCGCUGAGCCGCGACUUCUCGUCCGGGGGAUCCGUGCGGUACAUCAUCAAGGACCUCGGCAUGGCGCUGGAGGUCGGCGACGGCCAGGAGGAGGAGGUCAACGUGCUGCCAGGGUCGGCGCUGUACCGGCAGAUGUUCUCGGCCAUGGCGGCCAACGGCGACGGCGAGCUGUGCCUGCAGGGACUGAUCACCGUCGUCGAGCGCCUGAACGGCAUAAUGCGCAAUAGUAAUCUGAGAGCCAAGGAGCAAUUUGCAAAGGCUGCAAAAUUCCAAGGGCCUCUUGCUCAAUUCCAGGUGUCUGUCAGUGCACUGCUUCAGUCUCCUUAUCUCUUUCACUCCCAGAAACCUUCAGCAGCAACAAUGGCAGCGCCGGGCUCCCUAGGACUUCUCCAGGCGCCGUCCUUCUCCGCGGCCAAGUGCCGUCCGGUGGCGGCGAGCCGGGGAGCGGCACGAGCCGUGUUCGCCGUCCGCGCCUCGGCGGCUUCUGCGGCCACCAAGGACGCCGUCCUCAUGCCCUUCCGUGAGAACAGGGCUCUCAAGAUCAUUUCGGGGCUUCAGAACUUCGACAGGUCCAAUGUUGCGUCUGUCGUCACGGCUGCGGAUAAGGGAGGUGCUACCCAUGUUGAUAUAGCAUGUGACCAGGACUUGGUAAAGCUGGCACUUGAGCUUACUAACCUCCCGAUAUGUGUAUCGUCUGUGGAUCCCUCAGCAUUCCAAUCUGCGGUAAAAGCUGGUGCUCAAAUGAUUGAGAUUGGAAACUACGACUCCUUUUACGAUGCAGGCAUUGAAUUCUCAUCUGAGCAAAUACUGAACCUGACAAGGGAGACAAGGAAGAUACUUCCAGACAUCACAUUGUCAGUAACAGUUCCCCACACUCUGAGCCUUCCGGAUCAGAUGAGACUUGCAGAGCUACUUGAAGAGGAAGGCGCUGAUAUCAUCCAGACUGAAGGCGGGAAGUGUUCUAGUCCAACAAAGCCUGGUGUUCUUGGACUAAUAGAAAAGGCAGCACCAACAUUGGCAGCUGCAUACUCCAUCUCUAGGGCCGUCAGCAUACCGGUGAUGUGCGCAUCGGGGCUAAGUUCAGUGACUGCACCAAUGGCAGUAACCGCAGGAGCUGCUGGCGUGGGAGUUGGCUCUGCGAUUAACAAGCUCAAUGAUGUCGUGGCAAUGAUUGCCGAGGUGAGGAGCAUUGCGGAGGCUCUGGGGACGAAGGCUUCGAGGAAUGUGUCCGAGGACCUGAGAAGAGUUCACAAUUAG
Molecule: messenger RNA, 1932 nt
Organism: Triticum turgidum subsp. durum (durum wheat)
Lineage: Eukaryota; Viridiplantae; Streptophyta; Magnoliopsida; Poales; Poaceae
Source: the annotation of a GenBank genome assembly